CUGUCUUCCAGCCUGGCCUCGUCGAAAGAAGCUGCGGCGAGGAAAUCCGCCACCCCGAUGCCGCCCUCCGAGUUCCUGGACAAACUCAUGGGCAAGGUUUCGGGGUACGACGCCAGAAUCCGACCGAAUUUUAAAGUGUACAACAAAGACCCCAAAGGCUCCAAAAAUGAAGCUACUCACAAGAAAGGUCCGCCGGUGAACGUAACCUGCAACAUUUUUAUCAACAGUUUUGGGUCCAUCGCUGAAACAACAAUGGACUACAGAGUGAACAUCUUCUUGAGACAGCAGUGGAACGACCCUCGGCUGGCCUACAGCGAGUACCCCGACGAUUCGCUGGACCUGGACCCCUCUAUGUUGGACUCCAUCUGGAAACCGGACUUGUUCUUCGCCAACGAGAAGGGGGCCAACUUCCACGAGGUCACCACUGACAACAAGCUUCUACGCAUCUCUAAAAACGGCAACGUGCUGUACAGCAUACGAAUAACACUGAUCCUGGCCUGUCCCAUGGAUCUGAAGAACUUCCCUAUGGACGUCCAGACCUGCAUCAUGCAGCUGGAGAGCUUCGGCUACACCAUGAACGACCUCAUAUUCGAGUGGGAUGAGAAGGGAGCCGUGCAGGUGGCUGACGGCCUCACGCUACCUCAGUUCUUACUCAAAGAGGAGAAGGACCUGCGCUACUGCACCAAGCACUACAACACAGGUAAAUUCACCUGUAUCGAGGCUCGUUUCCACCUGGAGCGUCAGAUGGGCUACUACCUGAUCCAGAUGUACAUCCCCUCGCUGCUCAUCGUCAUCCUGUCCUGGGUUUCCUUCUGGAUCAACAUGGACGCCGCGCCCGCCCGGGUGGGUCUGGGCAUCACCACCGUGCUGACCAUGACCACGCAAAGCUCUGGUUCCAGAGCCUCCCUGCCCAAGGUGUCCUACGUAAAAGCCAUUGACAUCUGGAUGGCCGUGUGUCUGCUGUUUGUGUUCUCGGCCCUGCUGGAGUACGCCGCCGUCAACUUCAUCGCCCGCCAACACAAGGAGCUGCUGCGCUUCCGACGGAGGCGACGACACAUGAAGGAGGAUGAGACAGGCGAGGGGCGCUUCAGUUUCCCCGGCUACGGCAUGGGCCCCGCCUGCCUGCAGGCCAAAGACGGCAUGGCCAUCAAGGGCAACAACAACAACGCGCCGGCCUCGGCCGCGCCAGAGAAGACCAUCGAGGAGAUGAAGAAGCUGUUCAUUGGCCGGGCCAAACGCAUCGACACAGUGUCCCGCGUGGCCUUCCCGCUCGUCUUCCUCAUUUUUAACAUUUUCUACUGGAUCAUUUACAAGAUCAUCCGCAGCGAGGACAUCCACAAGCAGUAGUGGAGAGGCGGAGGAGGAGGGCGAGAACAGUGCAAAGAGGAGAAUGCAGAGAAACAAAACGAAAGUAGGAAACAGCGAGAGAUGACUUCAAUAGAAGAUUAUUAUUGCCCCUUUUUUUCACGCUAGCCCCGCCUCCCUUCCUCGUCGUCUUCCUUUAUCCCCUUCCUCGUUUGGUCGAGGAAAAGUUGCUUUUUGUGGCAGUCGCCUUCCUCAACCCUGACACCCACUAGACAUAAUUUGAGAUUCUGGCUUUCUUUUCCCCGAUUAUUCUCCUCUCUUGCCCCCUUAAAUCCCAACUCAUUCCGUUCCUUUACACCUCCUGAAUAAUCCGGACCAGUGCAAUAGCAAUGCAGUAAAAUGCAUGAUAUAUGAAUGUGGCAAUAUAUUACUGAAAAGAUGAACAUUUUUAAAUUAAACACAGACUAUUGUGAGGCACACCCAACACACUGUGUGGCGUGGACAGGCUGGAAAGAAACAAGACGAGAGGGUCCUUAUAAAGAGUCUUGUAUUUGAUUUAAGGGUUUUCUUUUUUGUGUGAAGACAGAUAUAUAGUUCCAUAUGAAGAAAACAUGAUGUUGGGACGGGGUGGGGGAUGUGCCAGAAGCAUACAGCAGUGUAAUAUACUCAUUUAUCUAUCAUAAAUGGGAGAAGAAAAAAAAAACUUUAUUUGCAAAGAUGGGCAUCUGGAAUUGAGGGGUUUUCACCCCACAAAAAGGAAAGGAAGGCGGAUCGGUGCUUCCAUUUAUAAAGCGAUGCAAGGAUCACGCAUUCUAUAUAUCUCGAUUUGCUUCAAACGUGUAUUGCAAGCACUCCUCAGCACUUUUCCUCGCCGCCCCCGCCGCUGCCGCCGCCAACACCACGACACCUUGAACUGCAGAGACACUUGAGGUUUGCUGCUGCCGCUGUCAAUCAUACCACUGGACAUUAAGAGAAAAAAAAAAUCAUUUAAUGAAACACUGGACGAGCAGUGCUGAAGAUUUUGAGAAAAAAUAUCUCAUUUAUCUGUGGUUCCUCUACCUUUCUUUAAGUUGUUUCAUAUUGCAUUUGUUGUUGUUUUUGGUUUGUAUCUUUAAUUUAUGUGCCAAGUAAACGCGACGCUUGUGGCUGCGCGGCGCUCCGCAGCUGCAACCUUUUUGUCAAGAGGAAGGCGAAUGGUUUGACGUUGAGCAACGUUUUUUGUUGUUGUUUUUUUUUAAAUCCCUGAGAGAUCAGUUUGUUUUCAUCGACUGGAGCGAAUCGAUCCCGGACAGAGUCAAAUAGAUACCCUCGUUUGCGUUCCUCGUUGUGUUCGUCGGGACUGAACCACAGAAAUAUUUACGUCUUAUUAGUGCUUCCUUGCUUUGACCCCGCCUUAAUGUGACACCCCACCCUUUCCCCAGCUGAGAGGACAUAUGUAGUAAAUUAUACUGAUUAUAGCACCUAUUGUACCUUAAUUAACUGUAUUUCCAUCUCAUUCACACACACCAACUCUAGCUACAAACGCCAUCUUUAAUGAAAGCUGCAUCAUCAUGCACAUGGAGUAUAAAAACAGAUUUAAUUUUUCGCCAUAGCCAUGUUGGACAGGAUUUGAUCAUUCAGCGGGUCAUUUGGUUUGAUUGACGAUUUAUCAGAAGACAUUUUGCUAUUUUAAAUUGCGCCAGGCUUCUCUAUGCAAUGAUCAGUAUAUGCAAUUAUAUAUUUUUUUCCUUCGUUUCAGCAAUUCCCAUCUCCAAAACCUUUCUGUGAGUUGUCUUCUGGCUCAUUCAUCCCACUGUUACCAUAGACUGUAAAUAUUAAUGGACAGAGCAUCCGGUUCAGCGAAGUGCUGCAAAUGAGGAAGUGCCUUAAAGCUGCAUUCUGUCUGGAUUCCAGCAGGGGGCGACACAUGUUGCAAAAGGAGGUCUGUUUCUGUAGAAGUCUGUGAGAAAGUGACCCACUUCUCACUAGAUUUAUUACCUUAAUCAACAUUUUCAUAAUUAGUUAAUGGUCUCAAUCGCUAGUUUUAAGUCUUCUGUAACACAGAAUAAUGUUUUUUUUUUUAAAUUAUGGUCUCGUUGAUUUUAAAAUCGGCGAUAAAGUAGGGGGUGUUUUAGGGCGUGGCUAUGAUGUGCUCGACAGUUCACGGCCUGUCAUACUGUAUGUAAUAAAACUAUAGGACAAAUAUAUUUUUCAAACCUAGCGAAGCUAAAUCUUACCUUGAAUUAUGUAGGCUGGCUUUCAGCAGCAGUUGCAUUCAGACGAAUUCAGACGAGUCAAACAAUUCAGUGAAAGUGUGUAACGUAGUGUAAGCAGUGUUGCCACUGCGAUACAUCAACCAAUGUGUCCCCGAGCAAGACACUUAAACCCUAGUGCGACCUCUGACAUAUAUACCAAUUGUAGGUCGCCUUGGAUAAAAACAUCAGCUAAAUGACAUGUAAUGUAAUGU
Etheostoma cragini (Arkansas darter) is the source of this 3751-nucleotide messenger RNA. RefSeq names its product glycine receptor, alpha 1 (gene glra1). The transcript is spliced from 10 exons. Bases 58 to 1347 code for a protein of 429 amino acids. Lineage: Eukaryota; Metazoa; Chordata; Actinopteri; Perciformes; Percidae. Gene Ontology annotation, cellular component: plasma membrane; synapse; neuron projection. Gene Ontology annotation, biological process: nervous system process; chloride transmembrane transport; signal transduction. Gene Ontology annotation, molecular function: transmembrane signaling receptor activity; chloride channel activity; transmitter-gated monoatomic ion channel activity. The record is from RefSeq and is a predicted model, not a curated record.